AUGGCCGCGCGGAACGCCUCAGCUUUCCAGUUCACGAUCUCCUCAAUCGACCACGAAUUCUGGAAGGACUUCAGCAAGGCGGAUGGCACGUGGCUGUACGCGCCGCUGACGUCCUUGGGCCUAGAUCACGAGUUCUGGAAGGAUUUCUCCGAGGAAGACUGCACCUGGCUCGUUCCUGUGAAGGUCGCAGUUUCAGCAGCCAAGGGAACGCGUGCAUCUGCAGCUGCACCAGCCAAGGCUGCUGCUGCUAGAAGCGUUGCUGCUAAGCCUGCAGCUACAGCAGCUAAAGGAGCGCCAGCCAAGGCCACUCAUGUGACGCCUGCUGCUGCUAAGAAGGUUGUUGUUGAGAGCAGCCCAGUAGGGUCGAUGGCAACAAAAGCAGCAGCAGAGAAGGUGAGGGAGCAGGGCAAUGGGAGGGCAGCACAUACGGCGGUGCGUGCAGCAGCAGGGAAGGCGGCGUUGGGAGGGGUAGAGGCAGCAGGAGGGCGAGCAGGAGGUGCGGGGUGGGGUUCAGGGCGUGGUGGCGGUGGUGCGAGUGGCAUCCGUGAGCCUGGGCAGAGCAGGGCAGCGACACGGCUGCAGCAGCUAAGGGAGUGCAGGCUGCGCCUCACAGCACUCGUAAAUCAGCUGCUCCAGCAGCAGCAGUGCCCGCCACUCGCAUUCCAAAGCCACGCACAGCAGCACCCCUGGGAAGAAGUGAACGCCGCACACUGA
Closterium sp. Naga37s-1 is the source of this 714-nucleotide messenger RNA. The record is from the annotation of a GenBank genome assembly. NCBI's taxonomy places the organism in Eukaryota, Viridiplantae, Streptophyta, Zygnematophyceae, Desmidiales, Closteriaceae.